AUGGAACCAUUAAAAAAACCAAAGGAACAGGAAAAAAAAGAGGACGACUACAGGCAAAAGAAACAGGACGAAGCUAAGACUAACAAAAACGAGAAUGGGGAAGAACUGUCGCACGACGGCAAAAUGGAAGAAAUAGAGGAGCGAAAGAAGUUUGAGGAAGAAAUGUUAAAGAGGCAUCAGAAUCAACCAAAAAUAAACAGGUCGGGUCCCAUAACACACUCGACAUUAUUGGACAACAUACUAGAAGAAACUAAUAGAGAAGAGGAAGAGAAAGAAGGAGAUGCAGAGGAGAGGGAACCCUCGGCGGAAGCAAUAGAAGUGGAAGGAGAGGAAAAUAAAAGAGAAGAUCAAACGGAGACACACUGGCAAAAAACUGGAGAUAGCAUUCUUCAAGCCUUAUUGUUUGACGACGAGGAUUACGAAGCAAUACAACAGUCCAAAAAAAGAAAAGGGGAUAGCCUAGAGGAAAAUGAGAGAUUAAAAAAAGAGAAGAGGGAAGAGACCGCCGAAUACCCCGAGGAGACAGAAAAUGAAAGGAUCCUGAGAAAGCUAAAACAAGUAUUGGAAAUAUUAAACAAUAAAGGCCCCAUACAGGGGGAACACAAAAUAAUAGCUAGAAAUCUGAUUGGGGAAAUAUAUAAUCAGAACAAAACAGGCCUAAACCAAAGUAAGAAGACACAAGCGGAGGAGGAGAACAUUAGAUGCGAACAAUGCAAAAUAAAAAUAGAGCGAGAAAAGCAAAGAAAGGAGACUGAGAAGAUAAUUGAAGUAUUAAACAAAGGGGGGGACAUAAAUGACUUCAACCAAAUAUAUGAAAAGAGGUGGGAGGAAACAGUCUACGAAAAAACAAAAUGGGAACAAGGGGGCUUGCAAGAAACAAUAGCUAAGAAAGAAUGCCUGAUAGUAACAAAAACUGAAAUAAAAGAGGGUGGAAUAGAAAGCGUAAUACGCACUAUCAGAGAAGAAGUGCAUGAAAUCAUAGAGGGUUGUCAAGAGGGAAACGUAGAGUACAUAGAAAAUGGGAACAGAAGCUCCAUGGCAACUGUAAGGAGAGAAUGGUAUACCUAUGUCGCAAAAAUUAAGGAUCAAGGUAUAUAUGAAGUGGCGGAGAAGGCCCUAAAACAAAUUAAAGAGAGGAAGGAGCCGCCCGAAAUAAUACGGGUAGCAAUUAAUAACGAAAUAAACAAAGAGAAGGUACGAAAAGCCCUGGAAUUCGUGGGUAGGAGGGAAAAAAUAACGUGGGAGAUAAUUAUACGAGGCGAAGAAAUGGAUAAAGAAGUUAAAAACGAGCAAGAGGAAUCCCUCCUAAUUAAAACCGGGAGCAAGUCAUAUACAGACGUCUUAAAGGAGAUGAAUGCGAAAAUAAAUAUAGGGAAAAUAGGAGUGAAGGUGGAUAGACUUAAAAAAACCGAAGGGGGGACAUCCUCGUGA
This is a messenger RNA of Diabrotica virgifera virgifera (western corn rootworm), 1431 nucleotides long. Its product is annotated as trichohyalin-like. The transcript has a single exon. Bases 1 to 1431 code for a protein of 476 amino acids. The record is from RefSeq and is a predicted model, not a curated record. NCBI's taxonomy places the organism in Eukaryota, Metazoa, Arthropoda, Insecta, Coleoptera, Chrysomelidae.